Messenger RNA from Paramuricea clavata, 999 nucleotides. Lineage: Eukaryota; Metazoa; Cnidaria; Anthozoa; Malacalcyonacea; Plexauridae. The record is from the annotation of a GenBank genome assembly.
AUGGGUCCAAUGUCUAUGUUUCCAUCUUUUCCUCACAGCAUUACGUUUGAAGAGUCACGAGAAUUAAAAAUCAUUGCAACACCUGUAGACGAUUCGGCAGAAAUUUACACGAUCACGCAUAAUCGGCAAGAAUAUGGCGUGAUGAAAACGGAAGAUGCCACAAUAUCGGCCACAAUACAACUUGUUGCAGCAGCAGAUGGUGUAGAUUUGGGCGCCGAUCAAGUUGUUGUACCCAUAUCAUACCCCCUUCGAUUUGGUUGGAAAACCAAAGAAGUUUACGUGAAUGGUGAUCUUAUCAAUCCCACUUCCACCCAUGAAUCCGAUUUAGAAUAUGUGAAUUAUCUUCUCACACAAACACCAACUGGCUAUAAAGAUAAGUUGGGUAUUACCAUGGGCUAGAGCGAUACCCCUGGGGUUUUUUACAGUCGUGUCAAUCUUCAUGACGCUGGAGGUGGUCUUGUCAACUCGGGUGGUCAUAAACGUUGGUUAGCAUAUAGUCAGAGUGGCGAAGUAAUAUGUGGCGAUCAUUUGGAUAUAUUGGGACAUAAUAAACGUUAUGUUCCAUCAUCCUAUGAUAUGAAAAUUGUGCUUCAUCGUUUGGAGAAAACCAAAUUUUUAUUCGGUACAACACAGCAUUGUACUGACGCUAAAGUGUUAAUUAAAAAUCUAAAAUUAACCAUUCCCAUGAUGAAACCCGUGCAACAAUUGUCCGACGCAAUCAAUGAUAUCAUGAUUCAGAAAGCUGAAGAAUGCAAAUUCUAUGUUACCCAUUAUCGUUUCGCUGCAAAACCUUUGGCUAUAGGUGCUCAAUAUGUGCAAUUCAGUGAUAUUUUCGAUGGUACUCAACCUACAAGAAUGAUUUGUUAUCAGAAAUCGCAAACGCGUUACAAUGGUCAUCAUCAGCACAACCAUAACCGUUUGAUAUCAAUCAUUUUGUGGUCAAAAUCAACGAGGCUAAUGUCGUACCGACCAUCAGCAAUGCCAAAGAGUCGUAUAUGA